Molecule: messenger RNA, 1698 nt
Organism: Mytilus trossulus (common blue mussel)
Lineage: Eukaryota; Metazoa; Mollusca; Bivalvia; Mytilida; Mytilidae
Exons: 1
Coding region: 1-1698 (565 amino acids)
Molecular function (GO): zinc ion binding
Source: RefSeq, a predicted model, not a curated record
AUGGCGACGUUAGAUCCAUCAUGUGACGUUUGCCUGAACCUGCAUGUUACAAAAUCUGCCAUUGUUUGGUGUUCCGAAUGUGAAGAGGCAAUAUGCGAAGAAUGCCAACAAAGACAUCGCAUACAGAAAGCGACCAAAAACCACAAGACAAUACCAAUAGAAGAUUAUCAAGAAUUACCGAUAUAUAUAGCCAACAUCAAACUGGAAUGCGAAGAUCACAAUCAAAAGUUGAAUUUCUUCUGUUCCAUCCACAGUGAACCUUGCUGUACGCGUUGUGUCUUUGAAAAACACAAAGACUGCCGGGAACUUAAACCACUACCGGAAGUAGUAGAGGGAGUAAAGUCGUCAGCUGCGUUUUCUGAUUUAGAAGACAGAGUGAAAGAUAUGAGUCAAGUCAUUGGUCAGUUGAUUGAAGAAAAACUAUACCAUCAAUCCAAUUUAGAAGUUCAGAGCCAUACAAUCAUUGCUGAGGUUGAACGUGUCCGUAAAGCAAUAAACAAUCAUUUAAACUCAAUCCAAAAUGAUUUGUUGUAUAAAAUAGAAACCACAAAAGGACAACAAAGUGAAAAUAUCGAUUUACUGGUUAGAAAACUCUCACAAAUGAAAACAAACAUUGCUGAAAUAGCGAGGGGUUUGGAAAAGACAAAACAGCAUGCAUCCGAUUACCAGACCUUUCUUGGUGUUCGUAAAUGGAUUCCGGAGAUUGAAAACCAAGAGCAGGAUGUUAUAUCCAUAGAAAGUGACCACGGGAGGGCUGAUGUUGAUCUUCAACUGAAAAUGAAUAAAAUUUCAGAUCAGAUGGAAACACAAUUAUCCGAGUUUGGUAGAUUAGAGAUAUAUUUUUCACCACCGACGAAAUUUGCUUUACGAAAAGAGAGACAAGGUCAAAUUCUUAUAAUACCUUCUUCUCGGUGUUUAAGUAAAUUAAAACUUUCAAAAAUCCGUUCGUUUGAUAUACAAAAAGUGGAGUCUAAACGCGACGAAAAUAAUUUUAUAACAGGUUGUGAAAUGUUUGAAGACAACCGAAUAGUGCUUAUCGAUAAACGAAAUAAUAGACUGGUUAUACAUGAUGAAGGUGUUUACAUAAAGCAAAUACGAUUUGAAGAUACGCCGUUAGAUGUUACAAUAAUAGACUUAAACACAGUAGCUGUAACUUUCGUCGAGAAGAAAACAAUUUCUUUGGUAGAUGUUAUCUCAUUCAAGAUACUGAAGACAAUACCUUUAGUAAAUAAAUGUUUCGGCAUAUGUUCAUUUUCUGGAAAACUAGCCGUUUCAUUGAAUGAUAAAAUUAUUAAAAUUUUGGAUCAUUCAGGUACUGACGAGUCGAUAGUUUCUAAACAAGACAAUGCCACAUACUGUUCAGUUAUGAGUGACAAGAUGUGUUAUGCAGCACAAGCGAAGGGUGUGAUAUACUGUUGUGAUUUAAAUGGAAGUGUUCAAUGGACAUUCAGUUGUGGUAAAUCAGACCAUCCACAAGGUAUAGCGCAGGAUGCGUUCGGAAAUGUUUUCGUGACAUGCGAAAAAGCUAACAUGGUUAUUAUUAUUAAUUGUAAUGGGACGGAGUCCAGAGUUUUGCUGACCAGUGAUGAUGGAUUAACUAAACCAAUAGCAGUCCACUACAACCGUAAAACAGACAUACUUCUUGUCUGUAAUAAAUCUGGACGAUGUUUCAUGUACAAAGUACAGACCACAAACUAA